AUGAGUGCUUCGCCAGUAAGAGAAGACUUUUUGGAGCAAGCUGAGAACAUUAGAAUCGCUAACCUCGACCCUUUGGUGUCGCCAGCGCUACUGCAAUCGCAAAUUCCUGCCACCAACAAAUGUCUGCAAACCGUGCAGAAGGGAAGAAGAGAAGCCAGCGAAAUCAUCGUCGGUAAGGACGACAGAGUGUUGGUUAUUGUGGGACCUUGCUCGAUUCACGACCUUGAUGCCGCUCAGGAAUACGCCAGACGUCUAAAGAAGAUUUCUGAAGAGCUCGAAGGCGAUAUCUGCGUGAUCAUGAGAGCGUACUUGGAAAAGCCAAGAACCACCGUGGGCUGGAAAGGUUUGAUCAAUGACCCAGAGAUCAACAACACCUACAACAUCAACAAGGGUCUGCAGUCUGCCAGACAACUCUUCGUGAACUUGACCAGCGAGGGCCUUCCUAUCGGGUCUGAAAUGCUUGACACCAUCUCUCCACAGUACCUAGCGGAUUUGUUGUCCUUCGGUGCCAUUGGAGCCAGAACUACCGAGUCUCAGCUUCACAGAGAGCUUGCUUCGGGCUUGUCUUUCCCUGUGGGGUUCAAGAACGGUACGGACGGAAGUUUGGGUGUCGCCGUCGACGCUGUGUUGGCUGCCUCGCACCCUCAUCACUUCAUGGGUGUUACCAAGCACGGGUUUGCUGCCAUCACUACCACCAAGGGUAACGAACACUGUUUCGUGAUCUUGAGAGGUGGUACCAAGGGUACCAACUACGAUGCCGAAUCUGUGGCAGAGGCCAAGAAGCAGCUACCAGAAGGUAGUGGAUUGAUGGUCGACUGCUCGCACGGUAACUCCAACAAGGACUACAGAAACCAGCCUAAGGUCAACGCUGCCGUCUGUGAGCAAAUUGCCAACGGUGAAGACAGAAUCAUCGGUGUCAUGCUUGAGUCGCACAUCAACGAGGGCAAGCAGUCCAUUCCUGCCGAGGGCAAAAGCGGACUCAAAUACGGUGUUUCCAUCACCGACGGCUGCAUAGGCUGGGAAACCACCGAGCAGGUCCUACGCGAUUUGGCCAGCGCCGUCAGACAGAGAAGAGAGCGCAAAAACUCUACCUCGGCUUAA
Lachancea sp. 'fantastica' is the source of this 1101-nucleotide messenger RNA. Lineage: Eukaryota; Fungi; Ascomycota; Saccharomycetes; Saccharomycetales; Saccharomycetaceae. The record is from the annotation of a GenBank genome assembly.